Messenger RNA from Dromiciops gliroides (monito del monte), 3729 nucleotides. RefSeq names its product sperm associated antigen 4 (gene SPAG4). The record is from RefSeq and is a predicted model, not a curated record. Gene Ontology annotation, molecular function: protein-membrane adaptor activity. Gene Ontology annotation, cellular component: nuclear envelope; meiotic nuclear membrane microtubule tethering complex. NCBI's taxonomy places the organism in Eukaryota, Metazoa, Chordata, Mammalia, Microbiotheria, Microbiotheriidae. Gene Ontology annotation, biological process: nuclear envelope organization.
AUGCGGCGAAGCCCCAGGCCGGGUUCUGCUGCACCCCCCCACAAACACAACCCAGAUUUCUACAGCGACCGCAGCAACAGCUCAGUGAGCGCCACCUCCCGGGACAGCGGCUCCCGCAGGGGCAGCCGGAGGUCACAGGUGGGCUGGAAGCUGUCUACUGAGUCUUGCGCUCCCCAAGACGGGGGAGCUGGAGGUCUGUGGCUGAGGAGCGCUGCAACAGCCGCUGCAGCAGGAGCAGCCGCGGAAUCCCGCAGCCUCCACCUUCCACCGGUGGAGCUUUCUCGGGACCGCCCCGUCCAGCCGCAAUCCAAGAGCCUGAUGACCCUUGUCCUCCAGGCUCUGGGAUUUCUUCCUGCUCUGUUUGGAGAAGUCCUGGGUGCCUUCUGCAGGUGCGGGGAGGUCCGUUCUCUCCGCUUCCUGCUUACAGCCUUGCUGUUCUUCAGUGUCUUCACAGCUGUGGUAUGUGCACUUCUGUAUUUUGCCCCUGUCUGGGAUGAGGUGAACCAAGGAUUCCUGACUCUGAGUGAAUAUCAUGAGAAGGUCCACUCUCAGGGGCUGCAGCUGCAACAACUUCAGACUGAGCUUGACAGACUCCACACGGAUGUGUCCAGCAUCCGAGCCACCAACAGAGAGAGGGUGGCCCAGCUCGUGUUCCAGAGACUGAAUGAAGAUUUUGGGCAAAAACCUGACUAUGCGCUGAGUUCCGUGGGGGCUUCCAUCGACCUAGACAAGACAUCGCAUGACUAUGAGGACAGGGACACAGCUUAUUUUUGGAAUCGGUUCAGCUUUGAAUUAUGCCAAGCCCCCACAGUCAUCCUGGAGCCCGAUGUUUUCCCUGGGAACUGCUGGGCCUUCCAGGGUGCUAAAGGCCAGGUGGUCAUCCGGCUGCCUGGUCAAGUUCAGCUAAGCGACAUCACCCUGCAGCACCCACCCUCGAGCGUGGCCUACACUGGAGGUGCUAGCAGGUGCUCCCAGGAUUUUGCUGUCUAUGUGAGGCCUCCAGGAGAUGACAAGACUGAAAUUCUCUUGGGUAAAUUCACCUUUGAGAUGGAGAAAUCAGAGAUUCAGACAUUCCAUCUGAAGAAUGAGCCUCCCAUGGCCUUCCCAAAGGUGAAGAUUGAGAUACUCAACUGGGGACACCCACGUUUCACCUGCUUAUACCGGUGCGGGCCCAUGGAUUUUCUGAGUCAUGAUAUCCAGGGAGAAGAUAGCAGGACUAAGGGUGAGAGAAAGGGGCAAGCCUGCUACUACUCUUCAUUAAACCACCUGCUACUUCCAUAUGAGCAGAUUUCAGGGAUCUCUUCAAUGGGAAGCUAGGGAAUGGGGGGAGUGGGGAAUAAAUCUGUGGGUGUUAAUAGGAUACUCAAGUGUCUAUACUCUCUCCUUAGGAGAAUGACAAAUACACUCACAAACAAGAACCCACCUGGAUUUCACUCUAGAGAAAGCUACCUAUUUUUCACUCUAGGACACUGAUCCUAUAACUGGUCACCUUUAUCACAGGUCCGACCUCUGCUCCUAACACCAAGCAUACUUCCUUUAGGCAGAGACUGAAUAACUUUUUCUGUGAGCUGAAAGAGCUCUGGACUAUGUAUAAGAAGUUUGGGUUUCAGUCCCACGUCUAUCACAAGUGAACAACUUUCUAGGUGCCUCUUCUGUCUGUCAAACCAUAGGGUUGUAAAAGUUAAGAGUGGAUCAAUCCCUUCUUUUUUUUUUAACAUUCCAUGGGGCAGCCUAGGUGGCACAGUGGAUAGAGCACAGGCCCUGGAGGUCAGGAGUACCUGAGUUCAAAUCUGGCCUCAGACACUUAACACUUACUAGCUGUGUGACCCUGGGCAAGUCACUUAACCCCAAUUGUCUCACCAAAAAAAACCCCAAAACCCCAACAUUCCAUGAACUAACGUUUUUCUUCUUGUCACCCUGGCUGUGGUGUCUCUACUAUUAUUCCAAAAGCAUUGGGUGUCAUGGAGACAAUGAUGUCUCCUUUUCCAAAAUAGCCUCCUUGGGUCCAAAGCUCAUUCUCCUCACAUUUUGCUUUUAUACAACCUUCUCUAGAGGAAGAUGAGUGUCAUCUUCUUUACUAAUGUCCUCUUCAUCACUUAAGCUGAGAAUCAAAAAAGAAGACAAUGAUCUCUCCUUUACAGUCAGUGCUUUAGUUUUUAUUCAUCAUUCUCAACACUUAAUGAAUACCUACUGUCACAGGACCCUGUGCUUGGUAGAGGAUAUACCAAGAUGAAUUGUGACCAAUGACCAUGGGGAGUUCACAGUCCCAGGCAAAUUUUACAUUCAAAUGGGAUUAGUCAUUGUUAUCCUUUCUAUCUGGGCCAUUUUAGUUUUCAACAUUUGUUUUCCUAGGAUUUGUAGUACCAAAUUUUUUUCUCCCAACCCUCCCUUCCCUCCCCACUCCCCAAGACGAAAAGCAAUCUGAUAUAGGUUAUAUAUGUACAAUCAUAUUAAACAUAUUUCUGCAAUCUGGGCCAUUAAAAAAAAUCCCAUCCACCCUCAGAGAACAGAUGAAUCUAUGAAUCCAAAAAUGUUGUGUGAAAAUAACAGUAACAUGGGGCAGCUAGGUGGCGCAGUGGAUAGAGCACCGGCCCUGGAGUCGGGAGUACCUGAGUUCAAAUCUGGCCUCAGACACUUAACACUUACUAGCUGUGUGACCCUGGGCAAGUCACUUAACCCCAAUUGCCUUAAAAAUAUAUAUUUAAAAAAACCCAAAAUGGUAGCAUCUCCUAAACCUACUUGAAAGAACAUCUGUCCUGAAUUUAUGAAUGUUAUGUUAGCUUAAAACUACAGCCACCCGGGCCUUUGCAUAAAGUUUGGCUCCUUCCCUAUAGUCCUCCUUUGCCCUGCAGAUAUGCAAACUACUCAUUGGCUCAGGUUGAGCCUGAGACCCUCUUGCUUCCAUAUUCAGCUCAGUAGCUUUUCCAUAGCCUCAUUCCUCUCAAUACAAUUGAGUUCCCAUUAUCUUCUUCCAUAGCAGGUCUCCCCAACCAUGAUAUUCAUGUGGGAUGGGGAGGAGUCAUGUGUCAGUUUCUUCAUUGGUUGACCAAACCCAAAGUAUCUAUUGAUGCUGUCACAGCCCUUCCUAGAAUGAAAGGUCUAGGCCCAGAGGUAUGCUGGAUAUUCUAGAGAUGAAGGAGCUAUCCUGUCUCUGCUCCAAGAGAACUUAAAGCCCAGCUGAGAUCAUGGAAUAUAGGAUUGGAAAGGACUUUAGAGCUCACAUAGGUAAUAAGUAGUACAGAUGGAUCAGGUACAUACCAAUUAUACCUCAUGGCAGUGGGUACAACAGGACAAAGCCAUGGGGACAGUAAGGAGAUAGCUUUUUUGUGGGAAAAGAGCAAGGUUUGGAGCAAGAUCAUAGAUUCUGAGGGAGUUUUCUAUUUCCUUCUCCCUGCUGAGGUAGUAUGGGAAAAUAAGCAUUAGAUUUAAAAAUCAAAGGACCUUGGUGUAAAUCCUGGGUGGUUAUUCUCUACCUGUGUGAGGCUAAACUAGGGUAUUAUGCUGUCAAAUUUCGUGUGACAGCACUCAUUACAUAUAUUCUUCUGUUAAAUUUAGUACAUUUCAAAUGCUCAUUUUGGCCUGUGAGGGAAUCUGAGUCAGGAAUUCCCCAUCUCCCUCCCAUUCAUUGGCUGGGGCCUAUCACCAAUUCACUCAGUUGAGGCUAAUCUAAUAAGAUCUCCCAUAAGCAUGACAUGAAAUUUGUCAACAAAUGGUUUAAAUAAAAUUCAA